Molecule: messenger RNA, 4644 nt
Organism: Spinacia oleracea (spinach)
Lineage: Eukaryota; Viridiplantae; Streptophyta; Magnoliopsida; Caryophyllales; Amaranthaceae
Product: DNA mismatch repair protein MSH6
Exons: 21
Coding region: 180-4157 (1325 amino acids)
Biological process (GO): mismatch repair
Cellular component (GO): nucleus
Molecular function (GO): ATP binding; mismatched DNA binding; ATP-dependent DNA damage sensor activity
Source: RefSeq, a predicted model, not a curated record
UAUAAAUACCAUCUUCCCGCCAAACUCCAUCGUCUACCCUCUGCAAAUCCCCGUAAAAUUCCCGCCAUUUCUUCCCAUUCUCCCCCAAUAUCUCUCUCUAUUUCUUCAUCCUUCCCUCCAUACUCUCUCUCCUCUUCUCCCCCUCUCUCUCUCCUACGUUUACAGUACAACUUUCAUCAAUGGCGCCUUCACGCAAGGUCACCAAUGGCAGAUCACCAUUAGUCAAUAAACAACACCAAAUCACCGCUUUCUUCACCAAAGCUGCUUCAGCUUCUCCUUCGCUCAAACCCAAUCCCAAAUCCUCCCUUCCUAAACCUAAUCAAACCCCAAUUCCUAAUUCCGAAAACCCUAACCCUAACCCUAGUAUCAGUCCGGGUUCAUCUCCCCCAACGACUCCUUCCCCUGUUCACGCAAAAUUGAAGCCUAAAUCUACACCCAAGCCUCUAUUAGUGAUAGGGUCUCAAAACCCCUCUCCGUCACCUCCGGAAUCGACAUUUCCGGUUUCUGCGAAUAAUUUGUAUAGGGAGGAAGUGGUGAAUCGGAGAAUUAGGGUUUAUUGGCCGUUGGAUAAGGCGUGGUACGAGGGGAGGGUGAAGUCGUUUGAUAAGGUUUCUGGGAAGCAUUUGGUGGAGUAUGAUGAUGAUGAGGAGGAAACGAUUGAUCUUUCUAAGGAGAAGUUUGAGUGGGUUGAAGUUGAAGCAGCAGUAGCAGUAGCAGUAGCAGGAGAAGGUUCUUCUGUUAGGAAGUCUAGGAAGAGGAGGUUGAGGAAGGCGGCCAUUGUUGUUGAUGAUGAAGAAGAGGAGGCGGUAGACGGGAAUGUGGGUCCUAUUGAUGAUGAUGAUUCCAGCGACGAGGAUUGGGUGAAGAGUACAGUCGUUGAGGAGGAAGACUGUUUGGAGGAGAUGGAGUUGGUGGAUGAAGAGGAGGUUGGGAGUUUGAAGAGGAAGAGAGGAGAAGUUGCAGGUAGCAUGGCGAAGAAGAAGGGUAAGGAAGACGAUGGAGGUGACACAGAUGCAAGCAAGAAGAAGAAAACUGGGUUUGGAGUUGGUGUUUUCGGUAGCAAGCCUGCAAAACCAGUUACCAAAGUUCAAGAGGCAAAACCACCUAAUGUUGUUAGCAGCGCGGAUACUGAUGCAUUGGAGAGGUUUGGUAUUCGGGAAGAACAAAAGUUUCCAUUCCUUGGAAAAGAUCGUAUGGAUUCCAAAAGGAGGCGUCCUGGUGCUGCAGAUUAUGAUCCCAGAACACUUUACUUGCCUCCUCAGUUUCUGAAAAAUCUGACAGGCGGUCAGAGACAAUGGUGGGAGUUUAAAGCGAAGCAUAUGGACAAGGUCCUUUUCUUCAAGAUGGGCAAAUUUUAUGAGAUUUUCGAAAUGGAUGCACAUAUUGGUGUGAAAGAACUUGAUCUGCAAUAUAUGAGGGGAGAACAGCCACAUUGUGGAUUCCCUGAAAAGAAUUUCUCAAUCAAUGUAGAGAAACUAGCAAGAAAGGGUUACCGGGUCCUUGUAGUGGAGCAGACUGAAACUCCAGACCAGCUUGAUAUACGCCGCAGAGAAGAGGGAUCGAAAGACAAGGUAGUCAAAAGAGAAAUUUGUGCUGUGGUAACAAAAGGAACGUUGACCGAGGGAGAGAUGUUGUCAGCAAAUCCAGAGGCUUCUUAUAUUAUGUCAGUGAAUGAAAGUUGUCCUCUCUCUUCCAACAAGGAAGAAGAACGCCACUAUGGUGUAUGCAUUGUUGAUAUCACCACAAGCCGAGUAAUUAUUGGCCAGAUAAAAGAUGAUUUGGAGUGCAGUACUUUAUGCUGUCUUCUGUCCGAGUUAAGGCCAGUUGAGAUUAUUAAACCUGCUAAUAUGCUUAGUCCUGAGACUGAAAAGGCUCUCAUCAGAUACACUCGAAAUCCUCUCAUUAAUGACUUGGUUCCGAACGAGGAGUUCUGGAAUGCUGAUAGAACUGUCAGUGAACUCGAGAGUUUCUACAGUCGCAUCAAUAGUUCAUCUGUUUCUUCACUACAAAAGGAAGCAGCAGAUGCCACUAGCUCCAGUAUUAAAGACGAGUCGAGUGUACUGCCAGAUGUCGUAAAUGAGCUGUUGAGUGCUGGUAGAGAUGGUAGUCUUGCAUUAUCAGCUCUUGGAGGCAGCCUUUACUACCUGAAACAAGCUUUCUUGGAUGAGACUUUGCUUAGAUAUGCAAAAUUUGAGUCACUUCCGUGCUCUGGUUAUAGUAAUGUUUUUCAGAAACCUUAUAUGGUGUUAGAUGCUGCCGCACUUGAGAAUCUGGAAAUAUUUGAAAAUAGUGGAAAUGGAGGCUCCUCUGGGACAUUGUACUCUCAGCUUAACCAUUGUGUGACUGGUUUUGGAAAGAGGUUGCUUAAAUCGUGGCUUGCUAGACCCUUAUAUCACGCAGGGUUGAUUAGGGAGCGACAAGAUGCUGUGGCAAGCCUUAGGGAAAAUAUAUCAUUGGUGCUUGAAUUCCGAAAAGAGCUAUCCAAGUUGCCAGACAUGGAGAGGUUGCUCACGCGCCUCUUUGCUAGCAGUGAAGCUAAUGGAAGGAAUGCAAAUAAGAUCGUUCUUUAUGAAGAUGCUGCAAAAAAACAGCUUCAAGAAUUCAUAUCAGCAUUGCGUGCUUGUGAAGUAAUGAUUCUGGCAUGCUCUUCUCUAGGUUCUAUCUUGGCUAAUACUGACUCAGAAUUGUUACAUCAUCUGUUAGUUCCUGGCAAAGGUCUUCCCAAUAUGACUUCCAUCAUAAAGCAAUUUAGGGAGGCGUUUGAUUGGGUGGAUGCUAAUAGUACGGGUCGUAUAAUUCCUCAUGAAGGAGCUGAUGCUGUAUAUGAUUCUGCCAGUAAAAAGAUUAAGGAAAUUGAAUCUAAUUUAAAGAAACAUAUCGAGGAACAGAAAAAAUUACUUGGCUAUACUUCGAUUACAUAUGUCCAAGUUGGAAAGGACAUAUACCUGUUAGAAGUGCCUGAAAGAUUUAGUGCAAGUGUUCCCAAAGACUAUGAGUUGCGGUCAUCCAAAAAGGGUUUCUCCAGAUAUUGGACGCCAUAUAUCAAGAAGAUGGUAACAGAACUCGCACAGGUUGAAGCUGUGAAGGAAUCCAAACUAAAGUCCAUGUUGCAAGAUUUGGUUGGGCGUUUUUGUGAGCAUCAUACAAUGUGGAGAAGCUUGGUUUCUGCUGUUGCAGAACUGGAUGUUUUGACCAGCUUGGUAAUUGCAAGUGAUUAUUAUGAAGGACCAACAUGCCGUCCAAGUAUUUCAACUGGGUCCAAUACUAAUGAAGUACCUCAAUUAUCAGCUAAAAGUCUAGGGCAUCCUAUCAUUAAAAGUGAUUCUUUAGGCAGAGGUACAUUUGUACCCAAUGACAUUAACAUUGGUGGUUCAGACCAUGCUUCCUUCAUCUUGCUUACUGGUCCUAACAUGGGUGGAAAAUCAACUCUUCUUCGCCAAAUUUGCUUGGCUGUGAUUUUGGCUCAAGUUGGAGCAGAUGUCCCUGCAGAACACUUUGAGCUAUCGAUUGUUGACCGAAUAUUUGUUCGUAUGGGGGCAAAAGAUCACAUUAUGGCAGGACAAAGCACCUUUCUUACGGAGCUUUCAGAAACUGCAUCUAUGUUGACAUCUGCUACUCGUAAUUCACUUGUGGCAUUGGAUGAACUUGGGCGUGGCACUUCAACUUCAGAUGGACAAGCAAUUGCGGAAUCAGUCCUUGAACAUUUUGUCCGCAAAGUGCAGUGUUGCGGAAUGUUUUCCACUCAUUACCACCGAUUAGCAAUAAACUAUAAAAGAGAUCCCAAGGUCUCGCUAUGUCAUAUGGCAUGCCAAGUAGGAAAGGGCGAUAGAGGUGUGGAAGAAGUCACAUUUCUUUACAGGCUGAACCCAGGUGCAUGUCCCAAAAGUUAUGGUGUUAAUGUUGCACGCCUAGCUGGAAUUCCUGAUUGUGUACUGCUCAAAGCUGCUGCCAAAUCCAGAGAAUUCGAGGCAGUAUACGGUAGGCAGCAACAAAGAUCCAACAACAACGUUCGAGAUUGGGAUGAAAAGACCAUCAAAAAAUUCUUCCAAAAUUUGAUCAGUUUUGGUACUUCUUCAGUUGAUAGUUCCUCAAAUUCAAGUAUUGCCUCACUUACUCAGCUUCAACACCAAGCCAGGGUUCUUCUGGAACAAAAUUGAUUUCAUUGCAUCAAAUUAGUCCUAAUUUUGGUCAUCUAAAAUUAGUCCUACUCACUAGUAAUUAGGGCACUUGCACAUAAGCCUCCUAAUAUCCAGGAUCGGGUUUUUGUCAGUCAUUCUGGUCCUGCGCGUAGCCUAACCUCGUAGAAAUAGAUGAUUCACAUUGUACAUCAGGUAAUGUUUCUAAUUAGGGGUGGACACGAACAUAACUGCUCGUGAACAGUACGGAAUUGGCUCGGUGAAAGUUCGGUUCGUUCAUUUAUAAACGAGCAGAGCUUAAGCUCGAAAAUAUAGGUCGAUUAAUUAACGAGCCGAACUCAAACUCCACUGAGUUCGGCUCGAAAGCUUUCGAACUUUACUUUUUCCGAAAAAAAAAAACUAAUUGUAGAAUCACUCUUGUACAUGAUCAUUGUAUUUACCCUAAUGUCGAAAUUAUUGUGAUUAUCAUUAAUCUAUGUUAUCCAAGUGGGUUAGUUGUUUGACUUCA